Molecule: messenger RNA, 35514 nt
Organism: Xyrichtys novacula (pearly razorfish)
Lineage: Eukaryota; Metazoa; Chordata; Actinopteri; Labriformes; Labridae
Source: the annotation of a GenBank genome assembly
GAGUUGUGACAACAUCUCGACUGAGCAAACGAAAACAAAUUAGCCUCCGAGGUGCGAGGCUGCACACGCUGACACGGACUGUGGAAAUAUUUAGACUCGAACGUAUAGGGUUCAGUCCUGACUCACACGCGACCCUUUUCCUCGCUGUGCUUGGUUGUGACGAGUUUGGUAUCAUCAGAGCGCACGAGAGCAGUGGGCACGCACUUUUCCUCAAUCAGAUUACUUCGUUCUGUCUGACCUUCAGCUCGGGUAAGUGAUAUUUCAGCACCGCAGCUACAAAGUUAGCUUCUGCUAAAACACUUCAACCCAGCCAAACACUGCAGCUGCCUAUGACAAGAGCAUAUAACCCACUUUAUGUUAAGAUGGAAAAUAUCAUUUAGGCCUAUUAAGCCUCAAAGUAAGACAGCCAACUUUUUUAGUCGUCAUUAAAAAUAAAGACCUCAACUUUUUUUGUUAUUUUCAGUGGCUUAAAUAUGUGGCGGAAUUACUGCAAAAUCGUCCAGUUUUUGCAUCGUGAAUAUAACACGUACCUACAUCCGUUUGCCUACACGACCCAUUAACUUUACUGAUAGACAUCACAAGUGACAGUGCAUCUUAUGUCAUUUUAUAUCCAGCAAUUUACGGUGUUAUUGGGAUCAAGAUGAGGUAUGAUUGUAAAGAUGUCAUUUCAUAUUUUUCUUUAUCGAGUAGAAAUAUUUUUACACAAAUAACGCUGGAAAAAAAAAGGACAAUAGAAAAAAAAUAAAAACCAAAAUCAGCUGCUUUCACAUACAAGGUGGAUACUGGUACCAUUUUGACACCCACUGUGCAAGACCAUGAUGCACUUUUCCCCCCCCUUUUACUGUAAUCAGUGAGUAUCUGCUGAGAGCUGCCCCCCUUACCAUUUAUAAGCAACAGGCAGGCUGGUAUCAGUGACAACACCUCAGUCCGGGGGGUAUGCUGCUAUGUAUAAGCUGUGACUGUAAAACUGGACAGACCAUAAUACACUGCUGCUUUUUCCUGUACAGUGCGCUCACAAAUAUACCAAAGGCAUCACAAGCCAUUUAUGCCUCCCUCGGUCCCCCCUCUGCAGAGUGGGCUUUAUUUACAUACCAUGUUUGCUAUUAGUGUGAGUGCGUGUUUAGUGGGGGGCGCUCUUUGUUAUGCUUUAUGCUGUCUAGUAAUACUAUGUCAAUGUUUCAUUCCAAUAUUUGUCGACAUUUAGUGUGCACCUGCAAUUUAGAGGCAACUUUAGAAGGAGCGACAUGUCAAACCUUGUUUUGCUAUAGAAAAUCACAUAUAAACAUUUGACCAUGUUGCUGUAUUAAGGUGGGAUAAUAGGAUCAUGUUGCUGGUGUCGAUCUUCAAUCAUCAUUCAAAUUAUUUUUUUCAUGGUCAGCGUGUAUCAAAACAGCUUUCUUUUUUCUUCUUAACUCCUCAUCCAGUUAAAGUAUCACUUUAUCCUCUCCACAGCUAGUCUAUAUCUCACCUUUGUAGGCCCACAUGUGUCCUUACAGUUUGACCACCAUACCAGCCUAGUAUUUAACAGCAGCUCCAAACUUUGUGAUCAUUCAAAUCAAUUCAAACGGCAAAGUUCAGAGGUCAAAGAAAAAAAGGAACCUCUCAUACUAAGUUUUUCAAGCUUCUGUUUUUCAUUCAUCGUGUCUUGGGUGCUUGAUCUUUGUGCAUUUUUGAGAAGUUUACUCUCAUACCUUACCAUUAGUCCGGCAUUGAUCAUGUGGUUUUGUGAAACUCUGUUUUGACAGCAAAUGACGUAAGUUUCCAGAAAUAGAAAACAUAGAGGUCAGCACACACGUCACAUUAAUGACACAGAUUGUUUAAGUGAAAUAUUUGAGAAAACUUGAAGCAAAGUGGUGUUGAAACCAUCAGCAGCAAUAGUCUUUAUGAUUACCUUUGGUUGAAAAAAGUAGGAUUUUGUGGUUUAAUGUUUCUUUGAAUACUGUUGUGCUUUCAGUUUCUUUUCUAAAAGUUUUUGGGAAGUAGCCAAGACUAUUGAGGUCAGCCAGCCCCAAUGUUGGGUUUCUUGGUGAUGCACGUAUUUCUGUUUAUUGGUUUUUGUUUAAAAAAAAAAAAAAAAAAAAAAAAAAAAGGACUGGGGAGCUUCCACCUCACCGUUACUCAUCACUGCUGAGAAGUUAGACACACACAGAUGGGCAUUCAUAUGCAUGCAGGUUCAGCUGCAGGUCUGUGGUUUAACAAAAAAAACAAAACAAAAAAAACAUCCAGUAAAUGAGCCGUGAAGGGGUGUUCAGGUCUUAUAAUGGGGUGAAUAUUUUACAACAUAAUAUGGAUUCUGAUUUGUAAUGUGGUGAUGGAGACACCAAACCUCUUUCCCAUUAUUUUCUGUUUUUUCUUUUACUUCCUGUAAAUAAUUGGACGGAAACAUUCCCAUUUCCUAUAAAAAGAUCAAAAAGAUAGACCAAAUGGCACAAGCUGAAACUAUUACACUAAUUCAACACUACCACAUGUUCCUUAACAAAUUUAAUUUAGUUAAUGUUUUGUAUUUUAUCAUGUGCCCCUUGAUGUGUUUCAAUGAUUAUCUUAGGAAUGCCUCUGAACAAAAAUCUAGUCAAAAGGAUCAGAAAAUAUUACUGUAGCCAUCUGCUGUUAGUACAAUCAGGGAAUAUCGUAAUUAAGGUGACAAAGUCAGAACCUAGUAACAGGUUUUUUGGGACAAAGGAGGUUGAAGGUUUGUGAGUAGUUGUUGGGACCUUCAUCUGUCCUGUACUGGUUCUGUCAUUGUGACAAAACACAAGUCUGUGUACAGUGUUGAAGCUUAGACAAAAUGGCACAGAUGCACACAGAGGAGUCAGUGAGGUUACAGAGUACACGAGGUGUAAAGGGUCGAGGGUUAGUUAACAUACUGAGGGGUGAGGUCACUGUCAGCGAGGUCAGAGGUGGCCAGCCAGUAUGUGGAGCAGCGGUGUCGCCCGGCAGACUGAUUGCACCCUCUCCAAUAAGCACAGUGACAACCUGCUCAAAUGACCUUCAAAGGAAAACAGAGUAGGAUUUCAAGCUCUAAACCUUUGUAGUAGAGACGUCUGUUUCUUUCAGCUACUUUAAAUAUGAUCCAAAAAACUGAAAAUGCUUUACUACAAAUAUUUCCAUUCAUAUACCCAAACUGAUUUCUAAACUAAACGCUAGCCCAGAGCAAUUCCCCCUCUGCAAAUAUUGUCUGUGAAAUAACACUCUUUGUUAAUGUACCACGAUGACUGACUUUAAAAAGCCCAAUUCAUCAAUGAAUCUUAAAGCAGGUAGAAAUUCUCAUUAUUUUCUACACCCUUUUUGUUAAUUUUACUCAAUAUUGAAGCUAAAAUCAGUUUUUUCUUGGUUUGCGAGUACUGGUUAUGGAUUACUGCAGUUGCACUGGUGGUCAAUUCCUCUGUUAUCUGUUGAUUUUGAUAUCAGCGUAAAUUGUGUUACUACUUCUAAACUUUUCACAAAAAAUGAACCUGAAAGCUGUAGGAUCGUGGUAUGGGCCUGCUGCAUUCUAUACUAUAAAAUAUGAUAUGAAUACGAUAGGUUGAAACAAAAGUAUGAUACAAUACAGCACUAUACCGUAAAUGAUACUACACAUACACAAUGACAAUACUAUCAUGUCACAGUGAUUCUGCAGUAGUUGAUAAAUUACAAAGAAAUCAAGUUCCGCAGAACAUCUAAGAGUAAGAAUAACUUUAUUGAUUUCCGAAGGGAAAUUCAAUUGUCUGCCCUCUCAUAUGUCAUGUCUCUAAAAGUCAUCUACGAUUUAUAAAAGGGUUGUAAAAUCUGAUGGCUGUGGGUACAAAAAGAUCUUCUGAAUCUUUCUGUCGUGCAGCGAAGAGAGAGGAGCCGUCCACCACCAUUGGCCCUUUGGUCCAUUAAGUCGUUAUGAAGUGGGUGAUCCAUGUUCUUUAGAACAGUCUCCACCGUCCUCAGUGUAGGAAUUCAACCACGGAGCCAGCUUUUUUCACCAGUUUGUUCAGACAUCUUGCAUCUUUUUAUUUGAUACUGCCUCCUCAGCAGACUGCAGCGUGGAACAGAACACUUGCCACCACAGACUGAUCUGUGGUGGCACACAUCUGAUUAAUGUGGUAAAUUAAAAUUGGAGUGGAAAUCUGUUCAGAUAGCUAUAUUAGUCAGUCAGUGAUAAGGUAAUUUUUUUUUAAACAUAUCAAUAUAAGAUACACUUAGAAAAGAUAAAAAAAACCAUUUUAACUCAACAGUAAAACAAAAGUAGAUAAAUUCUAAAUAAUACAGUGAACUAGUUUACUGUCCUGAGUGUUUUUGCAGGUAUGCAAGAACCAAAAUAAACAAAUUGCCCCCUCAGGUAUAUUGAAGAUGCCUUAAAAUGUAAACAUUAGAUGACAGUAGAUGAUAUGAUUAUUGCUGCUUUGGUCUGUGGCUGCACCGCUAGUUGUGGCUAAACUGCUAAUGUUACUCGUACCGUCAGCAGUGACAGGCUGUUCAGACUCCGCUCACAUUUUCAUGCUUUACGCAUAAUAAUUCAGGAAGAACUUCUUCAAAUGAUCAAACACAUUUGUUGUGUUGCCGGUUUUUGAAGGCACUGAUCGCCGACAUACCUUGCACAUCGGCUUAAUUGCCCAACGUCACUUUGGAGAUACCCGAACCACUGCAACACAACCGACGUAGAACAACUUCUCAACAAUAACAUCUUCAGAGGAUGACUCAAAGUCGUGGCUGACAUCUAUUUUGCUGCCCUCAGCUCUGCGUUUAGCUCCACGCUCGGUCAUUCUUUUUACUUCUCCUGUUUACUUCUCCGGCAACUUACAUAAGUUAGCAGGAAAAGCUCGACUCUGAUUGGCUGUUGUGACGCACAUUUCCGCUAUGUUUAAUCGAGUAAAUAUGCUCACAGCUGAUCACCGUGAUCAAACUGAAAUUUAUCACGAUCAUCGAUCACGAUUAUAUUAUCGCCCAGUCCUAGUCCCACCCCUGCUUGCUUAUUCUUGAUAGUGCAUUUUAACCAGUUUUGGUGGCCUGUAUUUGUAUCAUAUUGUAUCAUCAGCAUUGUCAGUUCCUAUACUGGUGUCAGUAUUGAUCAGCAUUUCUCUUGUUUAUAUUUUUGUCUGUGUUUGAUUUUGUGAAACAUACAGACCCAUCACCUUGUCACAGAGGUGCACAAAUUAGUACAAGCACUGCAUCCUGUGUGCUCUGAUUAUGGAAAAGUGUGUGUGUUGGUCAUAUUUUCAGCCUCAUUGGACUCAUGUCCGCUUGUGAUGGGUUUAAUUUUCUUCAAGUAAACAUAGGCAGCAGAGCCAACACACACAAAUGCACACCGGCACACUGACUGGGCUCAAUAGAUGUACUCUAGUGUGAAAGAGCAUCAGCUGUGUGUAAACACAGUCUCAUCUGUGCUCCAUAUGGACAGAUGUUGCAUGACCUGAAUGGUUUUUUCCUGAGGUUUGGUGACUAGACAAGGUAAAAACUUAAUGAGGAACUGCUUUGCUGUUGUUCCAGAUUUCUCAUAAACAUUGUCAAAGAAAAACAGAAAGACCAAAGAAAUUACCAAACAAAUUUAACAUUCAAGCCGGACUUUUCGAACCACAGAAAUGACGGCUUGGCAUGUGCUGUGUGACAACAUGACCCAUGAUCCAUCAGAGGUGAGUGUGGGUGGGACACUUAAGGGCAUGUGCUGAAUGUGUGACUCCACUUCCUCAUUUAUCUCCACUCCACUGUUUCAUAUCCUCUUUUGAGUGACAGACAGUGGUGGAGGUACACAACAGUGUCUCUUUUCUCUAUCAGAACGGCGGCUCAGCGUCAUGUUGGAGUAUGUUCGGACAAUGGACCUGUUAGAGUAAAACACAGGGGUCUGUAGUUGUAGAGUUCGGCGACUUUGGCCCUCUCAAAGGCCUAUUAGAGAUUCCAAGGAGUGAUAGUUUCAUUUUCCUAUUAGAUGUUUAGUCAGCUUUGCGUUUGAGAAGUAUGAGGACUUCCUGUUCCCACUCUAAAAAUUGAAGUAUGUUGUAAUAUAAUUAGUGAGCUGUCAGUUGUCAUUGUAAUCAUCUGACUUUAUCGAAACAUGAAAAAGAUAAAUCGCUGAGCACAUUUUGUUUGUAAUCUGCAGUUUCACUUAUGAAGUUUUGCUUAAAAGGAUAUUUGACAUUGUAAGAAAAAAGUUUCCUGCUUGUUAAGUCUGUACAGAGUCUUUCUGUCUUUUGUGGUCUUUGUGUUUGAAAGUUUCCUGAAAGUUAACAUUCUUUCAUACUAACUAGAAACUCUCCUUUGAAAUACUGCAGCCAGCUCCCCCAAUAUUACACCCCCUGGGCUUCUCAAACAGGUUUUGCUCCAUUUAAUUUCUAGUACUCUUUUCAUUGCCAAAGGCUUUGAACUACUGCUAACAUAUUUCAACGAUUUUUGUCUUUUGGCUAGACUGGUUUCAAUGUGGUUUUCAAAUUUGGAUCAAGUCUAAUGUGUAAUGACAUAUUCUCAUCAUGUCGAAUCUCCUUCUGGUUAGGCAAACUGAGUCUUACUGAUUGUAUUUAAAGGAUAGUUGUAUUCCGUACACUUAAACCUCCCCCUACAAAGUUGCACCUGGCUCUGCACAGCUGUUUAGGACUUUACAGUACUUUGCAUUGCCUGCCAUUUUUUGAUUGUUCAUUAGGAUGAUUCUUAAAAACUUUGUAAUAACUUCUACAGCAAGUAUUAAACCCCUUUAUGUAGUUUCCUCUCUGUUAUUAUAAUUAAAAACAUGUGCUGUCUAUUCCUUGAGGUAAAAAGAAGACCUAUAUGUGGCCCAUAGAGUCUGAUGCAGCCUUCUCUUUCAGAGUCAAAUGUCUCCUCUUAUGCACCAACGCAUCCUUGGAUCCAUCCUCUGUAUUCUGUCUUUGAGAGCCUACGGCAGUAUAUUCAGCUCAUUGUACCUUUCUCCAGUUUUUUUUUUUUUUUUACAUUUUUGUUAAAAAGAUCAUAUUGGAGAAAUAGGAAAAGUUAUGAAUCCAUGAUCAAUGCACAACUUUGAGUUUAGCAUGUUGUGUCUAGUUGUAAAACCUGUUUUUUGUUUUUAAAGCAGUCUGAUUAAAAGAGGAAGGUAAUAAACAAUGUCACCUUUUGCACUUUCAGAAUCAACACACUGUCAUUAGUCAUACUCUUAAAAGUAAGCGGCAUGGUUUAUGUACUUUCCUACUCUAAUAUUUCAUGGACGAACAAUUGCAUUGAUCAAUCCUGAGCCUCAUUUUACUUUAAAUAAUCUCAGAGGAAAUUCUUCCUUUUUAGAAUCUGUGCGUCUAAAGUGCACAGCUGGAUCUGGCAUCUUUAUUAAAGGCCACAUAUCGUUGUUAGCUGUUGUUUACAGUUGUCAGCUGUUGUUGGCCAUCAUCAGCUGUUGUUAGUUGUUGUUUGGUACACCAGUUGUAAACAAUGCAUAACACAGUAUUUUACUCUUACAAACACCAUAGCACAAAUACCACUUUCUCAAUUUCACAAAAACAAAACAGAAGUGCUAAUAAAUACAACAUUAUGAGAGCUUUCAUUGUUACUCUUUACUGUUGACGCACUGCGCUGCCAUCUUGGAUUAUGACGCUGUCGUCAAGUCGGGGUUGGUGAGGAUUGUCCGACUUUCUGAGUCGGAAUUUUGAUUUAAGGGGGGCGUUCCAGAUGAAUUUCUGACUCAGAGCUCGGAAAUUCCGACUUCCGAGUACAACUGGAACGCAGCAAAAGUUACUCUAAGAAUCACAACAUUUUCAGGUGUAGAAUCAGACUCCUUGGAUUACCUUCUCCUUUUCUGUGAGCAUUUGUAAUGGUCCAUGGAGGAAAUCUUCAAUUCUAUCGUAUUGUUGUGUGUGUGUGUGUGUGUGUGUGUGUGUGUGUGUGUGUGUGUGUGUGUGUGCGUGUGUGUGUGUGCGUGCGUGCGUGCUAUUGUGGAAUCAAUUCUUUCUGUGUGCCCUAUAAUUUCAGACUAAAAGGAAUUGAUACUUAUCAGGCACACACACUCACACACACUCACACUCACACACACCUGUUCCCUUGUAAACUUAUCUUGUUGAUAAUCAUCUUCUUGACCCCUCCUUGAACUCCCCUGUGUUUUCAAUUGUUUCUGUCCUUCCUGUCUUACCUUUUUUUGCUCACGCUCUCCUUGCUCUUCCUUUCUAAAGGGCUCAGGGGCAGACACAUUCUUAUUGCUGGUGUUAAUUGGUUAAGAAUAAAAGCAGGAGAUUGAGAGUGACACAGUGGCAGAGAGUAGUAAUUAGAGUUAAAGAAGGUGGAAAGCCUGGAAAGAUGAGGUUUUAAUUCUUCAUGGCAACAACUGAUUAAAUUUCUCUGUUUGUGUGUAUGUGUUUGUGUGUGUUUCUUAUCUUUUUACUCAUCUCUCAAAUGCUUCUCAUUCCAUUUCUCCCUGCACGGAGACUCUCGCCCAUGCAAAAAGAAAUGCAGCAUGGCUGGUUAGCCGGUUUAUAGACUGUCCUUCCUCUUUUGCACACAAACACACUCAUGGAUUCCCACUUAUGUUUACCCAGUAUUAAUAAUGGUUGGUUUAUCUGCUCCACAUUAGGAAGGCUUUAUCAGUUGGGAAAUUAACAUCUAAUAGCUUAGUGAUCAUCCAAAUUUGUGAAAGCAUAGGGGUACAUUAAAGGCCCACUCUGAUGAAAAUCAUGUUUUUCUUGUUUUUUUUAUAUGUUCAUAUGGCAUUUUUCUGAUGCUACAGGACAUAUCAUGAGAAAACUAAAUGCGAAAUUGCCUCUGAGUAUUUCUUCAUGUCACACUUUUAGUAUGAGGAAGUGAUUUUUUCGUUUUUGUGAGCAUAAAUAAUUUGAUAGCAGAGCCGGGCUUGUUUGAUGUUGAGUUCCUGUAAACAGAAGCAUCUCUGCUGGAAUCAAUGGUGGAGCAUUCUUACAGAGGUACUACUGUGCUCCUGUUUAACUUGUGCUUUUUUUUUUGGUAUGGCUAAAGAUCCAAAAUAUUUUAGGCAGACUCAAAGGUAACUGAGCAUAAAACAAUUAGUAAUAUUUAUUUAUUUACUGUAUUUGAUCUAUAGCCAUUAAAAGAGUCGUAUUUGUUUAUUACACUCCACACCAUCAUGGUUUCAAUGUUGAGUACAUACUGUAUUUAAAACAUUGGGUAUGAUUGAAGUCCUGUUUGAUGCAAGUGUGCAUAUUGAUGAAUAGUGAAAUUGUAAAACCAAUGCCUGUGUUCCUGACUUUAACUAGCUGGGAAUAUUGACAAGGUUGUUUGUCCUACUUAAUCGAGAGAUGGCUUGAGGUUAGAAAAGCUGGGUCAGACUACACUCAGACAUUUGACACAGCGGUUCAACACUAACAAACACUUACUAAGAUUGUCACAUGUAUACUGUAUUUGUUUACUAAGUCAUUGUGACCAUAGUGACCUGAGGAGUACUGACAAAAUGCCUGGCGGACUAACAGAAGAGGGUCUUGAGUGCUGUGCUUGUUUGUGUGCAUGCAUGUCUGUGUUUGGGACCCGCCUCCUCCACAGGCCUUUGUCAGAAGAGUACAAGGCUUUAUUGGUCAAUGAUUUUUCCUCCUACAUAAAAGCUUCAUGAUUGGCCAGACUGGACUGGACCGCAGCUUUACCAACCAAUAGGCUGCUGUCCUGGAGGGGUCCUGCCCCCCGGUCAAAAAUAGCCCAGUAAAUACACUGCGGGCACUAUGAGAACUGGAGCUGCCUCACUGAUGAAUGCUUUGUGUACAAACAAGGGAUGCUUGUGAGCUGGAUGCUGCUGAACCAUGCUGGUCAGUGUUUUCCUCUGUUGUGAUAGGCACAACUAGCUUAGUGGCACUUUGAUACCGCUGUUUGUGUUUCUGUAUCCAGGGAGAAAGGAAAGGGGGGACUUAUGAAAGAAAGCACCAAGUCGAGCUGCACACAGAACAGAGGAAAGUGUUGCAAUUAUUAAACUACACCACAAACUAGGGCUGGGCGAUAAAACAAUAACGAUAUAUAUAUGGAAAAUUAAUUUCCCUUAAUAUCAAUAUAAAACAUGGUCACUAUUCUUUUCAAUAGUCAGCAUUCUGCCAUGUUUUGGUAGACUAUAUGAGUAGCCAAUGAAAAGGGGAGUUGUCCCGGGUCCGCUUCACGCUGAACCAAUCGUGCUGAAUCAGAACCAAGUAGCAAACAACUGCGUAGUAGCAGGCUGCAGCUAAACGCAGCCAUAGCACUUCAACACAUAAAGCUGCCAGCACUGUCGGUGAGAAAAAAAGAAAGAGUGCUACAGAUGAUUGACAACACUGGCACGAAAAUGUCGGUGGUGUGGAGGUAUUUUGGUUUAUUGAGGUCGGACAUGAAGCAGAGUAAUGUGUACUGCAAAUUAUGUUGAGUACAUGUUCUCUCAAAGUGGGGGAAUACCUCAAAUCUUUUUCAUCACCUGAAGCAGUGCCACGCGGCAGAGCACACACAAUGCAAAAGGUUACAAACCCCGAGUGGAGCAAGAGCCCAUGGCACCUGUGCAGCGGAAACAGCCGACCAUUCAGUCCGCUUUCUCUAGCACAACGCCUUAGGACAAAACUUUGAAUAGAUACAACGACCUCACAGAUGCAGUGGCUUAUUGUAUUGCAAAAGACGUGCUACCAGUAAGCACUUGUACAUUUCAUUUUUUAUAUUGUGAUAUUCAUCAAUGUUGACUGAUAUGAAAUAAAUUUAUUAUGAUAAACUUUUUACCAUAUCGCCCAGCCCUACCACCAACCUUUCCAUCAAAUUACAAUGAGUUUUCUGCAUGUGGCCUUGACAGUAUGAUUCAGGACAUAUGGAUAUAGAUUUGUUGAUUGAAAUAAAAGUCAUUAAUCAUAUAUCUCAGUUAAAAAAAAGGUUAUGUGAUGGAUUCAACUUUUGGGCUGAAGCUAUCCCAAGAAGUCAGAGUUGUUACUUCAUAAAGACCUGCAGCAAACACAAGCAAACAUUGCUGGUUGCUUCACAGAAUAUUUCAACCUCUUAAAGUAAACUUUCAGUAAACCAGAAAUCAAACACAGUCUCUUUAUUUUAAACUUGUUUGUGUGCAACAAUUUCACAUUACCUGAAUUAAAACUCCAUUAAUAUUUUGCAUGAUCUCACCACUAGGAGGCUUCUACCUUCUGACGCUUUUCUGUUGUUUGCGAUGUGCUUAUCUUUUGGAUUGAAACUACUUCUUCACUAAUCCAUAUUUGCUUGCUUUAGCUUUCGCCUAGUGCACAUGCAAAGAGUGAAGAAAAGGGAGGAACGUGACUACAGUCUCAAGUAAACAAAUCUUAUAGCAUCUUUUCAGGGGUUAAAUUAAAUUUGAACCCACUUGACUGUCACAGGUUUGAACAAAAAACAACAGCUGAAAGUAUAAACCUAUACUUGUAUACCUCAAAGUUAGCUUCUAUUCAGUGCAUGCACUUAAAUGUUAAAAUAAUAUCUAAACCAAGCCUCUCUUAAAAUGGUGAUACUCUGAAUACAGAUGUGAGAGGCAGUGUCUCACGUAUUUUGCGAUUUUCUCGCAGAAAUGUGAGUAAUGAAUAAUUAAUAUUUUUUUGAUAAAUUUAAGUGGAAAAUGUGUCAUGCAGUGUGCCACAGUGUCAAAUCAAAUAAAUCAUCUUUCAUAGCUAAAAUAAGAGAAGUACAAUACCGCAGAGUCUUGUUUGAAAACAUGACCAAUACCACAAUUACUUAGCAAUUCUUCUGCCCUUCAUGGAAGUUGAAAACUCUUUCUCUGUUGUUUUUCUUCUGUCUGCUGUUAAUCACUGCUCUGUAGUCACUACAUCUGUUGUAUAUCUUGAGAAAGCAAUUUUUUAUUAUAAUUUGUAUGCCUAUAAGAUAAUCUUUUAAGAAUGUUGUGACUGAAACUUUCAGUAAACUGUGUCAAAUAGAUCAGUUAUGAAAAAGUGUGUGAAUACUAAAGGUGGGAAUCACCAGUGACCCCACGAUACAAUAUUAUCGCGAUUUUUAACAGUUUGCAAUACAUUGAGUAUUGUGAUACAAUACAUUGUAACUCAUACAUUUUUUUUUCAACUUUUAGCAUUUGUCUUUCCUUUAUGUUUGUCUUAUUUACACAGUGUUUUAUUUUCAUGUAGCACAUCUAAUAAACCUUUUGUUUCAGGUCCAUCUCAUUUGUGCCCACUGCCCUGCUUGCAUUCCUAAUGUCUUUCCCCGGGUGGCGCUAUAUUUGUUGCACUAAUUUUCUCCUGCUUUAUGAUUUCACCCCUGCCAACCUCACUGGAAAAACUGUUGAUUUUAUUUUUCCAUUAUCGUAGAUUUGAUAUCAUAUUGACAAUUAAUUUGAAAAAAUCAAUUCUCGGUAAAUGAGACGAUAAGACAUAUCACCAGACAAAAUAUCAAAAUACUUUGCUGUAUCAAUUUUUUUCUCCCACCCCUAUAACUAAUACUGACUGGACAUAGUUUGUCAAUGCUGAGAAGUAUUAAGUUAUUAUUAAAUUUCCUAAGUGUAAUCUGUGCAGUUUUUUAGUCAUCGAAGCCUUGACGUUUGUGUGCGGCAUUGUGGUAGUGUGUGGGAGUGCCUUUAAAGAAGUAAAUUUGCUGAUUCACCACCAAUCAGCUCAGGAAAACACGUCCACAAUGAGCCUGCAGCAAAAAAAAGGAGUUGCUUUCAGAAUUUGUGUGUGUGUUUGUACACGCACAUGUGUAGGUGUUGCUAUAUGCAAAUAUUGUGCAGAGUUUCAGGAGGGAGGCUGGGCUAAGGGAGGAGUUCAACAUGAGAGAGAAACAAGAGAAGGAGAAGAGUGUGUUAGACACUGGGCUCCUGUUGUUGUUACACCAGACUACGGCAUUCAGGCUAAAUUAGGGGAAGAGGAGGAGAGUGGGUUGAGGAGAAGAAGGAGGAGAAGAAGGAGGAAUAGGAAGCUGAACUGGUACUUAGAGGAAGGUGACUAAUAGCGACUGUCACUUAGCCUACUGUAACUGCGCUGGUGGAGGGAGGAGUGGCGUUACAGCCAGUGAACCGGCAUAUGAAUGCAGUCAUUUGUAGAGCCUGGCCUGCAAACAAGUGUCUGUGCCUAACUGUCAGGGAGUGUUUGCUUUAACACGUGGACAAGUGGAUAUUCUACUGGCUGCACUAUGAGGUCUUGGUGAUAGCUGUAGAGUUGUGGGUAAGUUGUGGAUCUAUAUGUAAUACUGUUGUAAGGGCUCCAGUCUUGCAGAUGUGCUGUUAGCCUCAACAGGUCUGAAUGCAGUUUGUGUGUUUUGUCAAGUGGUAAAGGUAAAGCAGCGGGAACAAGAGAGGUCACGUUGAUAAAAUAGUUGUGUACCAUUACAUUUUGACCUUUCAAAUCCAGAAAUAGCAUCAAGUGCCUAUACCGUAUUGUUCAACAAUGUAAUGAUUGUUAUGUGGCGCUAAGUGAACACACAUACUGUCAGAGAGAUGGCACUGAUUAUGUGGCAGCCGGGUGAGGAUACAAUGAAACCCACUUGUUUGGCUUGUUUGAAAAAAUGAAAAUGCUGAACUGAAGCGGUUAGAGUUCGAGAUCUAUGAGCUGCUGCUUCUUCUUCUCUAAAUUUUUCACAUCACUGCACCACAACAGGUUGACUUAUGUCCUCAUUUGUAAGUUCCACAAUGAGUAAGGUUUGUGUCAACCACGUGGUUUUGUAUGUCUCUGUAGCAGCUUCAGCCUCUUGACUGUAGACAUUCACGGAGCUUUGGAUAAUGUACGAAGUUUAGAUAAGGGUUUUAAAUCAAAGUUGUUGUGAGCAGAGAUUGAAGUCUAAAGCACAGCUCAGUCACGGAAACUUUAAUAUGACAAAAAUCUUUUCGUUCUUUCCCUGGGCUUCCUGCAGAGGAAGUUGCUUCACCACUGACAAAACUGGGAGUUGUGAAAACUGAUGCAGGGAAAGGGGAAGUGAUGCAUUGUGGUUAGAAUUGAUGAUGUUGGUCUGUUGUCUUUCCUGCAUCUUGUUGUGUCACGCUGUGAUAAGAAAUGACAUAAAAGGUGUUUGUGCUGCUCAUCACCAUUUGUCUUUGGCUCAAUGGUUUUACAUCACUUCUUUUUCUUCUGUGAUUCGUAGACCAAGGACACCUGGGCAGAGCAGUGCUUAGUGUCCACAUUCACUCUGGAUGACACUCUUCUUGGUUAGCUAAAUAUAGACAGUGUUUAGAAGGUGGCAGGCAUUGUGAUUCACACACAAUGUUGAUGAGUUGCUGUGAUUCAUUCAUUUAGAUGACCUUCAUGAAGUGGGUUACUGGGCAGAAAAGUUGCACUUGUUUAUAGUAAGUCAUGAUGCAGCUGUUAAUAUGCAUAUACCUUAAGUUUGUCUGAGGUUUAUUAUCAACUCAAGGACACUCUGCAUUUGACAGCAGUUUUCAUGCAUCCAACUAUUAACCCCAAAAAUGUAUGUUAAGGGACAAAGGUGCUGUGUUUUGAGUGGAUGACAUACAAAAAAUGUUUGAACCUCUUCUCCUUUAUAAUACGGGCUUAUCAAAACAUCCACUAACCAGUUAAGGAAAACCAAAAACCGCCUUGCAAACUUAACACUGUGAUGACCAGUAACCUGAAUGUACAGACAUCUGAGUAUUUCCUUAAUAAGCAAUAGAAAUGGGUCAAAGUGUCCUGCAGCAGACAUACAAAAAUAGGACAAUUUCCAGCUCUCAGUGAGUCUCACCAUGCUCCGCUGCCUCACUUACCUCUGCAAUAGAAAUGCUUCCUUGCGAGCUCGCUUGUGUUGCACACCUGCUGCUUCUUCCUCUGAAACACUUCACUGCCUCCUCAGCUGCUAUUUCUUCCAUUUGUCCAUUCAAACAUGUUAUAACCAAGCAUCUUUGUUUCUGUCUAUUUAAUUCUGAUUUUUUUUUCUUCCUGUCAACAUCAUCUACAUCACCUUUUAUACCUCUCUUUGCUUCAUGACACCUCUCCCUGCAGAUUGCAAUCCACUUUCUCCAGCAUCAAGACAUGUAGACAGGACAGCGUAGCCAGAGCACAUUACCCCAUCUGAGCUCUUUUUCCUCUCCAACAGGUAAAUAAUCGUGUCAUACAUCUGUGUGUGGUAAAAUCCUCCCAUUUAGUGAUUGUGCUGCUUCUGAGCAUUUACACAGCAGGCAAGUCUGGCUUUGACGAGCAAUAAUCUUAAUUAUUCCAAAGUGACCUUAUCCUCUUUGUUGUGGAAACUGUAACUGAAUCCACGGCAUCUCUCUUGUAGUUAGAACGGAUCUAAACUGGUAACAGAAGGAUUUCUAUAUCUAAUGCAGCAAUUGGCCUCGCUGAAAACCAAUCCAGAGUGUUGAAAGUGAUCUGCCUGUCCAUCUAUCUGCACGUCUGUCUGUCUCCACAUCCAUGCAUUAUAGUCGCAGGGGGAUAUAGCUUUGUGUGUGUGUGUGUGUGUGUGUGUGUGUGUGUGUGUGUGUGUGUGUGUGUGUGUGUGUGUGUGUGUUUGACACCAAAGAGGAAAAAAGGCAAGGACCCCAUGCUUGCCAUACCUGCCUUGUAACACAAUCCUACUAAACUUACUUUGGGUGCUCGUAUCGGUGGCUUUAGGAAUAUCAAUGCUCUUGGUCAGUUGUGAAGGAGUCCACUAAAGGCCCGACUGAUACCUUUAAGGACUGACAUAUGUAAAAACUUAACCUGUAUGUGCAUGUAGACACACAUAAACAUGAACACAACCAUACAAAUACACAAAAGCAAAAAGCACACCAAAGCUCAGGGGAACAGGGUGUUCCUGAAAAGGAGAACAGAGAGCAGUGGGGGUUAUUUUAGUCAGUGGAGUGGGCAGACAGAUAGCUUAAUGCGGAAAGGGUGUGUGUGUGUUUGUGUGAGUGUGCAUGGUUGCAAACACUGAUGGCAAGACUGGUGAAGUGCACGGUGCUGUCAUCCUUACAUGACAUAGGAACAACUGCUAACGGAUAUAGAACCAAAGUGUCAGAAAUAAAUGGUAAUAGUUGAACACAGAUUGCUUAAAUGACGAUGUAAUGGAGUUAUUAAAGUUUGUGAAUGAGGUUAGUAUAUCUGUAUAAAUUGUAUAGUUUGUGCAACCUUGAGGGAUUUUUCUACUGCGCUGUGCAAAACGUCUCUGAUCCUGUCGUAGACACACUAAAUACAUUUUGUUUAAUCAGCAUUUGUCCAACCACCCAUUUCAUAAUACAUCUUUUUUUUUUUUUUAAACUGUGAUAUGCAGCUGUUACUGCGAUACAUGUGGGUGCACACGUGCUUUGUUGUGAGAGCAUCAGUGUGUGCGUGCAAGUACACACCCCACACUGUUGGUUGUGAGAAAGGCCUCUCUUGGCAUUGCACACUUAGCUCUAAAAAUACACACUCCACAAAUUAACACCAUGUCUCUGAGCACAGGUGCCCCGCACUGCCCCCAAGUGUGCACUUUUGUGUGUGUAUACACAUAUGUAUAGACCCUGUAUUUUUGUUUUUUGGUGUCCCCUGUAUUUUGCACACUUCUGUGUACUGCGAGCGUACAGUUGGCAUGUAUGUUUGUGACUAAUCGGCGGCACAAUCCAGAGGUGACCCCUGACCUUGGCUUCCUCCGCUCUGCAUCCUCCCACUGACUGUCAGUUUUUGAAGUGAGGGGCCUGUGACAUCACAGCAUCUGACACACAAUGGCCGCUGUGUUUUCUCACUGCGUCACAGAUGCCUUCUUACCCCAGUGGAUGCCAGGCAAUGGGAAGGCUCCCGUGUGGGAGAUCAUGCUGCCUGGUAGCAGUGUGUCACCAUAUGAUAUCAGGAAGUGAUAUCCUGUAGAGUGUGUGUGUUUGUGGUACAUUACAUCAUAUGUAUAUUAUGGAUAACGGCUGAGUCACUGAAGCGGUACAUACCCAACAUGAAUCGGAAAAUAUAGACGCUCAAACUAUAGAUUUAAUGUUGCUUUUGGUUUCAUUCUGCAGAUCUGAUCUGAGGGCUUUCAAAGAACUGUUCAAAUAGAUAUUAACCUGAACUUGUUUGACCUAGAGUGACACCUGUUUCAAAGAGCCAGCCCUAGGCACACAUGAUCCUUACUCAUUUAUUGAUAUGGUGUUGAGAAGUUGAAGAAGAGGUUGGAGCCUGACAGAUAUCAGCUAGCGUAUAUAUGUGACAGAUAUAAUAAGAUGUACAAUAUGGCAGCACAAGGAAGAAAAUUUCAGGGCAUAUUACUCACAAAACAAGUUUUUAUUUAGAGAUAGUGUCUUUCUGUGUAGUGUAUAUUUGAACUUCAUAGUUAAAGCUCUCAGCAAAUGCAGCUUUUGUUAUUGCAACAGUUCUUUUUUCUUUUGAUAAAUCAGUUCAAUUUAGCGUGCAAAGCGACCACUUGCUGCUGCGGAAUGAUUUAAUCAGACCAGUAGAUAUGAAUGUAUGCCUUUGACUGGACUGUCUGGUUCAAGUUCAAGUAAUUAAAAUGUUUCAUCAACAGAAACACGGUUUGUAUUUCAAAAAGGAGCACAGCUGUGAAAACGUGCGGUGUAUGAUUUUAUCUUUGCAUCAUCAAAGCACAUAGCAAAGGCUCUCCUCCAGCUGACAUUCUUACUUUACUGAGUGUGUAGAAAUGCACUCAGCCCAUUUUUCAGUCCACAUACACUGUGCUGCAUUCCACCACUGUGUAUUUGUGUGUGUAAAAACACAUUUGUUUUCAGCUUAGGUGCACUUUGAAAGAGAAAGGUAUCCAAGCCACUACUUUUACAGGAACCGCCUUUGAAGCCUGAGAUGUGAGCUGCAGAUGUGACAGAUAGUCCUGCAGCAUCAAGAGUCGUGUUUGCGUCUCUCUACUUCAGCGUUUUUUUUGUGUUUAUGGAUGUGAUAUCACCGUCUGUGUAUAUGCCUUUUAGUUGUAGUUGUGAUGUGUUGUGAUUUGGGUGCAUGUAUGAGUUGAAACGUGUGUGUUUGGAUGUGUUUCUCUGCAUGGGUGUGUUUUUUCGUUCGUUCUGUCAAAUGGGCACAAAGCGGGCAGUGUGUGCCCCCUCGGAUGCUGAAAUGUACACUUCGUACAACAGGCGGCUUCAGUCCUCAAUAGGAGCUGCCCUUCUUAUUGUACCUCAGGCACAAUGAGCUUUUCUCUCCCUCUCUGUAUUUCUCUCUUUAGCACCAUAUACAGACAGUGUUUCUGAUGAGAGACUGGAGGAGGCAGAGGAUGAUUGGUUGGCUUAGUCCCUGACGUACCUGUCACUGCUUUUCCGCAUCAUAUCGUCCUCAAACCUAAAACCGAGAAGAAGUGUUGGAGGACAAAAAUCUUUUUUUUGUUUUUUUGUUUUUUGAUUUUUGAUUUUGGAGUUUCAUGACACCUUUGUGGAUCCAGGCAAGUGCAGCCAUGCAGGGGAUAAAUACACAAGUCAUAGCAGAAGGGGAACUAUAAGUCCGGGAGUCCCCUCUGACUGUGUGCGUGUAUGCAUGUGUGUGUGUGUGUGUGUGUGUGUGUGUGUGUGUGUGUGUGUGUGUGUGUGUGUGUGUGUGUGCGUGUGUGUGUGAUAGAAACAGGAGGGGGUGUUUCUCAGGAUUUUAAUGGGUGUUCCCCAUCUUCGUCCCUCACAUGAUCACCCAAGAACAACAAGACCACAUGACUCUCAUAUGACCUCUCCACCAUUAUAGAGGAAGUACCUCUGAAUACUCCUUGUUUUUGUGGGUACAUGUUCAGGGGUCUAAGACCAUUAAUGUGAACCUCCUUCAUCCUGAACCCUUCCUAACCAUGUGAGUGGGUCUGACCUCACGGAUGAGGUCAGACCCACAUAGAGCGUAUUAACGCCAUCAAGGCCUGGUCUCACAUGCAGUCAAUCAAACAAAGUGUCGUAAUUAAGAAACACAUACAGAUUGUUUAUAUAACUAUAUGUAGGGGAGAGUGGGGUAAGUUGAGCCAAAGGGUAAGUUGAUCCACCCCCUGUUGCUUGGAAAUGGUAAAAGAAAUUGAUCAUGUGACCAAAUAUUGAGGAGAUGGGCAUCAAUUCAUGGAGUCUGUGAAGGUUAGAAGCACAUGGGUGAAGUGGUUAGACAUUUAUUUACAAAAAUACAUUUGUCACUCUUGAAAGUGAAUUUAGUCUGUCAUAAGUUUUAUUAUUAUUAUACAUCAAUUGUGGUAUCUAUGAGCUACAACAUGAGGUCAAAAACCUAGCAUAAAAGUCCACCAUUUUAGCUUAGAGGACUAAUAAAGUCAUGAUAGUAGUUCUGGGUUGAAUAGUGUAUAAUAGAUAAAAAUACACAUGAAUGUGAAGAAGUGACUGUUACUUAGGGAGAGAGAAUGUGAGGGAGGGCUCGGUUGGACAGUGCAGGGGUAGUAGGGAUACGGCUCAAUUCACCCCACUCCUAAGGUCAACUUACCCCAUACACGGGGUAAGUUGACCUUAGGAGACCACUUUUUUUUGCAUGCUAUAUUAUCAAGACUGUUCUGUUUACACUCAUUCUGUUGGUUGGCAGGGAUGGACAACAUCUUGAAAUAUAUGCAGAUACACUAGUUAGAGACAAAACUAUGAUUGCCUUGAUGUAGUGAUCUGAAAUAUGAAGAAUGGCUCAUCUUACCCCACUCUCCCCAUCAUAUUUAUGUACAUAUGACUCAGAGACACACACUGCUUAAAUACUGUAAUUAUACAUAAUUUAGAAAUACGGUUCAUUAAUCAUUGUAUGUAGAUAGGUGUUAAUUGGUUGUAAAAAAUAUAUAUUGGAUGUCUGUUAAAAGCCACGUGGUCUGUUUUUCAGUUUUACUAUUUUCAUGUACACAACAAAAACAUCAUAUGAGUACACUACACAUGCUGUAGACAACCAGAUUCUUUCUUGAGGUAGUUAUUUGAGGCCUCAGAAAGAAAGAAAAGGAGAAAGAAAGAGGGAAAGAAAGAGACAUUGUAGAGAAAGCUCUGGGGCUCUACACUCGAUAAAUAGAACAGGGAUUCUGACAAACUAUCUGUAAACAACUUGUGGAAAGCUCUCCAGCUGCUGUUGAUUCAGUAGAAACAUGGAGUCCUUGUGAAUGAUGGACAAGUGAUCAAUCCAUCUGGCCUGAGGUGCAUCAAGAUAAAGUUUUCAGGCAUACCUGCAGGAGGAAUGGCAGCAGUGUGUAGAUCUGUGAUCUUUGAGCUGACAGGAGGCUGUCAGGAGAAUGAUGAGGUUCUGUUAACAUUCUUUGAAAUGAGCUUGUUUAGUGUCUGACCUAGAGAAGGAAUCUAUGUUCGGUCCAUCUAGGUAAUGGGUUUAUUAUGGCCCACUUGAGUAAACAUCGUAGUGACAUAUUUUGCAUGAGUUUCUGUCAAAUCUUGUGACUUAUCUUAAAAUUAGGGAGGGGAUGUCCAAAAUAUAGUCACAGACAAAACGGAAAACGAAACUAUUAUGAAGACGGGCAGCUUUGCUUGUUUAAUAUCAAAAUAGUCUGUCACAAUAUUACGGCCCAUUUCCCCUUUUCCUUUUAUGUUUCUAUGUCUCUAAUGCAUUUCUUGUCAAUGGGUUGAAUGAGGGAUUUCUGCCCAAAAGAGUUUGUGUGUUAGGUAAGAAGUAGAGAUUGUACAGCAUCAUCUCUUGAGAGCAGUGCUUUUAAAGAACCAUCCACUUACUUUGAAUUGACAGGAUUGAUUUUUGCAACUGCAUCAAAUUCAACCUUCUUUUUUCUGUUAUUGUUUUUGAUUUGUUUUUGCCUUUCUCAUCCAAGUCUGACUUCGACUUAUCUCUUGUUUUAUUCCUAGCAGUAUCUUCUACCUCUCGGGCUGGACUGUGGAGCACUGACGUCAGCUCGCCCUCCCCUGCCCCCUCGGCCCCCAGCAAUGGCCUCACGCAUUGGGCUGCGGAUGCAGGUACGGCAUUCUCCACCAACAAAAUGCAGCAAAUUAAAGCAUUUGAUCAGCCUAUGAUCUGUGUGUCAUGUUGUGAGAUGUAUUCUGAAGGGAAGAUACUUAGGUCUACAUAACAUUUUUUGUCGUGUGUCUUUGAGCAGUAGUCAUUUUGAUGAUAAAUGGAUUCUGAAAAAAUUGACCGUACUGUUUGCCAUUGAGAUAUAGAUUCAUUUAUCUGCGCCAGUGGUGUACUCAAGCUCUUUGAGGAGCAGGGGCAUAAAAAAAUAGAAAGGGCACCUUCUGUAUUCCACAGGCCACCAGUGCUCAGAAUGAAGCAGUAAACGUUUCAUUUUGGCAACCCCAGACGGUCGGAGGGUACAGAAGUGGAAUAGAUUCCUGAUUCACACAGUACAGGGUUCAUUUAACAAACAAAAAGACGGAGGCUCUGAAAUUUUGAGUAUCUGAAUUUCCUUUUGGAGAUCAAUAAAGUUCUUAUCUCAGUACCUAAUGAAUAUUUAUUCACCAUGUAGAGGUAUUUUGUAAAGAUUUCAAAAAUAUUAAAAAAAAAAAUUAUGUUACUUCCUGCAUGAGGCCCACAUUCUAGUAACAUUUGAUCUUUUAUUUUUCUCAUGGUCAUUUUGAAACUGAGUAAUUUAAAUGAGGUAAAAAAAUGUUUCAGACAUGAGGUCACCAGGGCGGGCUACCCCUCCCACCACCACCAUACAGCACACAGUUAAAUGUGAUGUGUAUGGUCAGCCCUUAGUCUCUAGACUAAUCUACGAGCCACGAGAAAGACCAUCAAAUUAGUCAGUUUAUUGGUCAGAAUGCCUUUCUGAACAGCCGUGUAAUGCGCUGUUUUAUGUCUUUAUGUGUGUCCAGCUGAUGCGAGACCAAUUGCAGCAGGAGGAGCAGCGUGAGAGGCAGCAGCUUCAGCUUCAACAGCAACAGCACAAUGCAGCCCUGCAGUAUAUGCAGCAUCGUAUGGCUGGGCCUCCUGCACCCACCCCUGCCAUCAGCACCCCUCAGCAUUACCAAAGCAUGCAGGUCCCUGUGGAGGUUCUCAAGGUCAGUGGGAGUGGGAAAUUUAUAUUCAGUUUCAUGAUCAUCUUUGUUUUUUUUAUUUACCACCAAAUGGUUCACUCUGUUAGCCAGGUAGCUUCGUCUGAGCCAAGAAAACAAGUUGUGAUUGGUUAUUUGUCUUUCUAUAUAUUAAAUAAAAUAUAAAAAGUUCAAUUAUUUGAAAUCAAAAGAAAUUAGUCCUCCUCUGUAAGAAACUACAGGGGAAAAGGAAAUGUUUGGCCUUAUUAGAACAGUCAGUCUUUAUGACACACUGAAGUGAACUAGUAUUUCAGGUUGUUGAUUGACCGCAGUAUGUACUUUUGAUUAUGAUUAAUGUGUAAUCUGACAGUGUCUUGUUGAACAGGAAAAAAAUCACUAAUAAUUUAGCAGGAAAAUCUAAAGAUAUUUGAAUUCCUUUUCACUUUAUGUGCUUGGAACUUAAGACUUGUGUUUUUAUUCAGACUUCUGGUCUGAAUGACAGAAAAACUGAACGCCAAGUCAAAGGUCCUAAACAAUGUUGGAUUUUUGCACUGCAGCAAUGCCACACAGGGGACAGAGAUGAUGAAAAAAAGCAGGCAGAAAAAUGUGGCAUAGCAGCAAGCAGGUAGGCUUUCAGAGCUGGGAGGAAGUCGAGGAGAUAAGAAGAGGUUUGACAUGUUGUGUGAUAGGACAGACAAGAGUGAUGUAGAUAGUCUGAGUCAGACAGGGACAGAUAAAGCUUAAGUGACAUUUUGCCUGAUUCCUAAGAUGCUUGUGUGUGUCCUUAUCUGUGAUGGUUUGUGUCUGUGUCUGCAUGGGUUUGUUCUGCAUUCCAUUUUAUGCAUGUUUGUGUUGAUUCGUAGUAAAUAUGCUUGUGUAUGGAUCAAUUUGCUGCACGGACAGUAUACUCUGUGUGCAUGCACGUGUGUGUUUGUGGGGGAAGCGGGUGCGUUGAGUUGUCAGUGUCGUUUCCUUUCAUGGUUUAGAUAAGAUGACAUGCAUGUCCAUCAGUCUCACUGGGCAUGUCAAAUCUCUCAGGCUGUUUCUUUGGACUUCAUCUGUACUGACAGGGUUGGGCAAACAGUUUUGUCUGAAUGUUUGUCCCCUUUGGGCUCACAAAACAGAUUUAAAGCUGACAGACAGUCCUGUGAAUUUAUCCAAAGUGAAAAGCAAUAUAAAAAUCAUAAGUGGCAGUUUUUUGAAAUUCCAGAAGUUUCAGGUUGGUUUGAUACAGUCAAGACAAUCAAAAGCAAAAGUGGGUCAGAGGAGUUAAAGCUCCGGCCUGCUCUUACUUAACUUCACUGUUUGAACUGAAGGAAAAAGUUCAACCUAUUGCUCUCUGCAGCCACAUCAGAGGAUUUAGUGCCACUUUAACCCUGCAGGCAUCACCAAUGACCUUAUGGCCCUGUUUUAUCGUGUUGGGUCAUUUGCGAAUGAUUCGUUCAAAAGAACGAAUCUUUAAAGUGAACGUACUGAACUGAAUCACGUCCUCAAGUGAUUUGUUCAUUUCUCAGUUCAGUUGAGUUGUCAGCGCAGCUGCUAUAGCAUGCAGCAUUGCAGGGCGAAAAUGCAGCAAGGGACCGCACGCGCCAACACCUGAACCACUUGGUGAACGAAUCACACAGUGAGCUACACUCUCUGGAAUCAUUUUCAUCUGAGGGAUACAAUUUCAUGGCCACCAUUGUUCCCUGUUGUUUUAACAGGUUUAGUUCCCAAUUAAACAAACUUAAAACGUUAGGCUGGCAGUAAUGCGAAGAGAGUAAGACCCACUCGCUGAAGCAAGCUCUUGGCUGGAGCAACGGAGGGAGACAGGGGUGUGUUGUGUUCAAGUGUACCUCGGAGAAAACUAAGUUGUCGCAGGCUCCUCUCGCCAAGCGCUAAAUGAUUCAGUGAUUCGGUGAGGGAAUUUUUUGAACUUUAGUGAACUGAUUCUAGUGAUUCAGAACAUCUAAAAGAACCACCGUGCCCGUCACUACUGUUUUACAGGGCCAUCAUAUGUAUUGGAUCAGCAUCUGAAACACAUGUUCAGUGUACUAAGUCAUUUAUACUAAAAUGUUAGUCUGAAAUCAUGAUAAAUUUACUGAUGAUAAGCCUGUUUUGUGAGGGGAAUAUCAUUACUGUCACGAGUUUUCACUGGUUUGUAUUUUAUGUGGCCUUCAAUCACAGCACAUAAGGCAAAAAUGCUCAGUAAAAAAGAGACAGAAGUAUUAUUCUGUUACCUUCUGGCUUUCAUGUUUAUGUUCUAAAACCAAUCCAUUAUUUUUCUGGGUAAAUUGGCAAUAAGACUUGACUCGUUUUGAGCAAAAAUGAGCAGUAUUGCCCUCUGACUAAGGAACUAGUUUGUUUUUUUUCCUGAAAACAACCACAUUCUUUUUCAAAGUUUUUGUCUGUUUCCUUUUUUAAAUUAUGGGCUCUUUGUGUCUUCAAAGAUCACUGUGUUACUAUAAAAAUGUGGUCAUAAGUCCUUCAUUAACAUAUUAAGAAAGACACGAAUCAUUACGAUGCCGUAUUGGGUCAACAAAGACAGCAGCCCAGUAUUCUGUUCAUUUAACUUAUUGGUUAACUCUCUUCUUACUCGGCGACUGUGUUGUGCUCAAAGAUUUCAGGACCAAGGUUUAGGACUGAAUGACGCGAGGACUACUUUUGCUAUUGCUGCCCACGUUAUGAAUGAAACAGUUUUGAAAUGUGAAACCAUUUAAAGGAAGAUGGGUUGGCAAUAUGAAUUUGUGUUUAUGAAUGUUUUUAUUAUUUUUAAUUGUGUUCAUGUUUUUAUUUGUUCGGAUUUUACUGCCCCUGGUAAAGAGACCUUUAUUUGCAAAAUAAUAAACAUAUUGAAAAUUUACACAUUUUUUUCUGUCAACUUCUCUAAAGGUACAAACCCACCUGGAGAACCCUACAGACUACCACAUCCGUCAGUCUCGGAAGCAACAGGUGAAGGAAUACCUGUCCACUACCUAUGCCACCAAGCAGGUACUGUUUUUAAAUCUUUGCUGUGAACUAAAAUUAACCACUACCUUUCUUUAACAAGAUAAACUUGAUGUAGUUUUCACCCUGCUGCAGAUUUAUCUAUCAGAUUUAAGUCAUUAACAUCACCACUUCUCUUUCUCUCUCUCUUACUCUCUCUCUGAAGACGGUCAAUGCAGCAGCAGGGCUGGUUCCACCCUCUCCCCCUGCAAACAUGGGACCCACAGGUGGAUCGGCGUCUGCACCCCCACCCCUCCAUUCUCCACACAUGCGCACAGAGCAGCUCAUGUCUGGAAACAGCGCCCCUAACAGCCCCAUGGCCAUGCUCAACAUCGGCUCCAGCCACGAGAAGGAGGUAGGCGCCCGCAAGCGUGAGGUGUCAGACUGAGGCGUCAUCAUAAACUUUUAAACAUUAAUUCCUUUUCUGUGAUAACGAACAAUCAGCAAGAACAAGCUUGACAGAUUAUCUCUUAAACACAACUUAAUGGCACUCUUUUAUAAAACUGAGGAUUGAAUAUUGCCCCUAAAGAGACACCACCUCCACAUUUUAUGAAAGCAUCAUGAUGAUUUAAUUGCUCCUUGGUAGGCGGGUGCAGUGUUUGUAAAUGAGUUGCUGUUAAUGUGUUGUGAAAAUAGUAUGUGAGGGGGUGUAUGUGUUGGCUAACUGAGAAUAGCUGAAACUGGUUACCACUGAGAUUUAAAUGCUUCAUUAUGGCCUUACAAGAGUCAUUACAUCUUUACAAGUGACAGCAAAAUCUAAGGCCCUUUGAACCUGACAGACUUUGACCAUCUCUCCUCCACCUCUUCUUUGUCUUUCCUCCUUUACUCACCUUCUUUAAAUCUCUACUGGAAAAAUAAAGUUUCACCGUAAAAGUCAUCCUUUAAAGUCGUCUCUUGAGUAAAUCAUGUGUUUUUAGGCAAAUUCAUAAAAGCUGAAAGACUUCAAGUGCUCGGUUUAAGAGAAAAGUUAUGACACUUUUUUUAUGUAUGGUGUUAAAAAUAUUUAGUUACCGGUUGACUCUUUACAAAAGACAUAAUGGGCCUCAAAAAAUUAUAACAAUUUCGGAUUAAAAUCAUUUUCCUGUUUUGUUUUUGUCUUAGAUGGAUGAGGUCAUUGACCACAUUAUCAGCAUGGAGUCCAAUUACGAUGAUAUUCAGGCAUACAUUGACCCUGUCCAGAUGCCAAACACAGUAAGUGAAGCCUCUUAAACUAGGUGGAGUUUCAGGAGUCCCUUUGUUUUUUUUUUGUCCUUUCAGUUCAGCAAACAACUUUUUCACUUGUACAUUUAAGGUUUUAUUUUUACAGAACAUUUUCCUGGGAAGUUGCAGGUGUUUUCUUUUUCUUUUUCUCUGUGGGUGUUGGGAAGGGGCAGCGUGGUCAAACUUCAGCGUAGUGUGUCGUAUUCUGCGGAUUUAUAGAUUGUAAAGCCCAAAGCGUUAAAUAAGUGAAGUGUCAUUUCCUUCCGUUUUUAAGACAAAUUAUCUUGAAUGCACAUGAAAGUCACCUUCAUUUUGCAAAGAAAUAUAAAUCAAGAUACAGUUAUGAUAAAAUAAUGCUCCGAUAGAGUGACAGUUGCAAUGCCAGCAAUUUGAGUGAAGUCUAGAUUCAACCUAGAGACUUUAUUUGAUAAAGGUUUGGGCAGAAUAACUUCAAGAAUCAUAAAUAGAUGAUAUACUACACUAUGCUGUAUUGCUUGUGAUUUUGUAUUUUCCAUUUUGCACUGCUUUUAUAACAGUAUCGUUUACAAGGAGUGUAUGUAUCUUUUGUUUUUGGUCCACAGUCAUCUUGCACCUUUUACGUACCUCCAUGCAAACACCCCCCAUGAAUUCACAGAGUAUAGUGUGCUGCGUCGCUAGUGCUCAGACUUUGAUUUUCCAGGAGUUCCUCUCAUCACAGUUACUGCUCAAUCCUUCUAUGUCUUUGUCGCCCCACGGUUUAUGAGUAAUUUUUCUUAAUUAUUCCGACUGAUUUUACUUACUACUGUUAUUAACAGUGUAUUUGUAAGUCAAACAUACUAUCUCAGCCGUUUACAUGUUUGCCUUUAUGGAUCCAUGAACAAAACUUGAUACAUAAACUCACGAGUGCAUGUGCAAAAUGUGUAAUUGACUUAAACCCUGCACAUUCCAUCCCAUAACCAGGCUGGACAUAGUUACAAACUGUAAAGAAGACAUUUCAGACGAGGACUGUGCCGUGCUUUGUGUUGAGGGCAACCAACUCAGAAAAUUAACAAUUAAACUGCCAGCAGUUAGAGUUCAACUUGUUUACAAGACAUGCAGCGCAGGAGGGAGGUGGAGAAGGAGAGGGGGGGAGGAAGGGAGGGAGGGAGGUAGAGGGGGAUGAGGGCAAUUUGUGCAAGGGGAAAACAGGCUGAAAGUCCAGUUAGGGGAAAGUUCACUCUUGUUUGGUGGGGAGUGGAGGUAGAAGAAAGACGGGAUCGGUGCAGCCCAGGUCAGUCUCACAGGACAGGGGCAGCGGUGGUGGAGAGGAGAGGAGAGGAGCUGUGAGAGAGAGAGAGAGGGAGAAGAAGAGAGUGUGCUGGCCUAAAGAGGGCGGGAGUAGAAGAUGAAGGAGAUGAGUAAGACAUAUGCCAUUGUGGAAGUUAUUGAAGGAGAACAGAUUCAGCUGGUAAGACACUGAAGUGCUGUGUGUUUGUUUGUUUGUUUUUUAAUCAGACUGUUUAGUAUGACUCUUCUUAGGGCGUUAAGAGUUAGGCAUUUGCUCCGAGUGAAGCAGCUUUGACAGAUGCAGUCACGGCUCUAACUCCCAACCCGAGGUCCCUGAUUAUAGAGUGCUGGCAGCAGAGUGGGUGAGGGGUCUUGGCUUUAAAUAAAUGAUGGUUUGUGUGUUGGUUUUGUUGGUCAUAAGGACUGGAUUAAGACUUCCUACACUUUUUGAGAUGAUUUUUGGCAUCAUUUUGGGCUUCGCUGUAUAAUUAUAGUUGAGAUGUAAGCCGGUCUGAACUCAGCUCAUUAUGUAGUUGUCUAUCUGACUGUGUGUGAGGGGGGAACCUCAGGCUUCAGCAUGUAGCUUUUUCUGAUAGUAUGCCCUGUACUGUUGAUUGUUUCAUCAGUGUGAGUGUGUAUGCAUGCAUGAGUGUGUGUGUGUACCUGUUACCAUUACACUGACUGAUUAGAUUAAGCAAUCAAUCAGCCCUCAGAGUGAUUACUGUGUGAAACCAGCACAGAACCGACUGACAGAGAAACUCUGAUCACUUGGAUCAAUAGUACAGCAUACUGCAGCCGUGUAAAGUUAUCCACAUUAUUGACAUGUUCGCAGAUAAAGAGGGAUGUUUUGUGUUUCCAUUCGCAGGACAGAAUUUCUUAAAGUGACAGAGCAGUGAGUUAAAUUCACCUGCUAAUCCUGAUGAGGAUUAAAGCAGCAAACGCUGUGGAAUUCGUGGAAUCUCAAAGUUUAGUAAAAGCACCACUGAAUACCAGGCACAAAUGAACCGAGCGUGUAUGAGAACGUAUGCGUAUUCGUAGUUAAACCGAGCAAUACUGAGUCUCAGUCAUGCUUGCUUAGAUGGGUUCAUAUCAGAGCUGGCAGUCUGAUCAGGACAGGCAUGAAAUUAGAUUUACCCUGUGAUUUUUUUUUUCCUGUUUGUAUCAUCAGCAGCAAAACAGGAAACAAUUAUAUAAGAGAGGGGAACUGUAAAAUGUUGGAAUUCAGAUUUAUUUUCCGUGCUGUAAGCUGAAAAAGUGGAGAUUUGUGCCCCAAACGGUGUGUUAAGUGUGAAAAAGUCAGUGAAAAUACUUUUGUUCCUCUCUCCAGUGGAACUAUGUCACUAAAUGUGAUGAAGACGAACCUAAGAUGUGGUUUUACACAUUAAACUGCUACAUUGGAUAAAAUGCAGCUGAUACAACUCAGUUUAUCUGUGCUUGAGUAAUGACCACCUGUCGGAUAUUUUUUUAUGAAAACCCACGUCCUUACUGGUGAAGAUUAACACUUCAUCGCUGUACUUUUUAGAUCUUUCUGUGAGAUUUCAAACAAGGCAUAGCAUUAACAUACAGACAUGAACGUGCAGGAGCGUUUGUGUGUGCGAAUGUGUUUGAUCUCGCAGCACACAGUAGCAAGUAGAUAAGGUAUCUAUCCUUUGAAGUUCUUUAUCUGUCAGGCCUCAUUAGCAGCGCCACGUUUGCCCUCCCUGCAGGGACUACAAUACGAUCACUAAGGAGGUAUAAAAAAGGCGCUCAUAAGACUUAAAGCAUACAGCACAAUUAAAAGGAAAUCAAGUCUUUUCUGAGGAGUCCACACAAAACUAAAUUACAGGCCUUAUGCAACGUCUAAAGUGCAAAAGUAAGGAGACCGAACCAGGAGAAGCAAGAGGAGAGAAUAAAGCCAUAAAGAGCAAUCGUAAAGAUAGGAUGAUAGUGAAUUAUUACUGUAUGUUUGGCAGGCUGUUCGUAGGUGUGAUGUUGUUGCAUUAUCUCCUUCUGUGAGUGUGAUCUGCACUUUACAGGACACUCAACACGAACGCUGACUUUAUGAAGGUACUUACAAAGAUGUUGGAAGCUGUAAAUGAGUCGUCUAGGAAACGAGGGAAAUAUCAUACAUUUAACAACAGUGUGACCCGAGUGUGAAUGAGCUUGACUUUCUGUUUUAAUUAAUUUUUAAAUUUCAUUAGGUUCAACAGUCACUCCUGUAUAACUAUAACUAAUCACAGGGAAGUAGCAUGCAAUUAUGUGAAACUGCAGCCCAUGAAAGUGUUUGAUUGUGUUGAUAGUUUCUUUUUCAAGGUUAUUUCACUCUUGAAUAGAAACACUUGAGUGCAUAAAGAGUUAUCCACAUAACCAGUCUGACCAUUUAUGACAAAACCUGUAUUUAACUUUGAUACAUUUAUUCAAUCUAUGUAUGAUACAGACCUAUGAACUACAUUCAUGAGUGCUGAGGUGGUUGGUUUUCUUACUGCAAAUAUCUGUUGUAUCUUUGUGCGGCUUUGUCUGUGCUCCCUCCCCAGCUCCCCCUGUCUAGCAGUCACCUGGAUGUUUAUACAGGUCCUGGGAUGAAGGGACCAGCCGUAGCCAUGACCAGUAACUCCUGCCCUGCCAAUCUGACCAUCAAACGAGAACUGUCAGGUGCGAACGUCCAGCACGUAAUAAUUAUAACUCUAAGAAAGCGUACUGACAUGUUGUUUGUAAGUUAUUUAGGAGAUUUUACUUCCUCAAUCUUAAAUUAUAUUCAGGAAAAAAAGGCAGUCUCUUAGUCUCAGAUGUUUGUUAAUCACUUUCUGUUUUUGCAAAGAUGCAGAAGCCCGUGCUUUGGCCAAGGAGAGACAGAAGAAAGACAACCACAAUCUGAGUGAGUCUUCAUUUCUGCAGCCCCUUUUCUCUGUCUCUCAUCAAUGCUGCAUACGCUCUUAAUAAACAUUUACACACACACACUAACUUAACACAUACAUACACACAUGCCCGCACACUCUAGCAGACCAUAAUCUGUCUCUUGCAAAAACAGUUUUAUACAACCUUGCACUGAUUUAGCUGACAUAGUGCAAAAUCUUGGUGGAUGGUUAACUUGGUCAUUUCUGCUGUUCUGGCACCCGAGUGUAAUUGCCUGUGACUGUGUGUGUGUGUGUGUGUGUGUGUGUGUGUGUGUGUGUGUGUGUGUGUGUGCGUGUGAGUGUGAGUGUUUAUGUGUAUGAGGGUUUGCCUCAACAUUUUUUUUUUUCAUGGAUUAAGCCUAUGUAAUACUCUAAUCUCACAUACAUUAGAUUAGUGAUCUAUUUCCUUCAGAUUAGAAUCAAACAUUAGAUUUCAAAAGGUCCCGGUCUGCCUCGGACAAGUUUUUCUGUCUUUCUGUUUUUUUGCAUUUUCUUAAUGAAUCUUCCUUUUCUCUGUUUUUGUCUCCUUUCUGCCCCUGCUUUUCUCCUCUGCAGUUGAAAGGAGGAGAAGAUUCAACAUCAACGAUCGCAUCAAAGAGCUGGGCACCAUGAUCCCAAAAACCAAUGACCUGUGAGUUGCUUUUGCUACAUGAUGAUGGAACCAUUGAGUUUAACCACCUGCUUCCAGUUACUUAUCUGUGUAAAUUGCUUUUUCACUUCACUGUAUGCACAGUGACGUGCGCUGGAACAAAGGCACUAUACUGCGGGCUUCUGUGGAGUAUAUCAAACGUAUGCAGAAGGACGUGCAGAGGACCAGAGAGGUGGAGAACAACUUCAAAAGAAUGGAGAUGGCCAACAAACAGCUGAUGCUGCGUAUUCAGGUAACACAAUCGAACACAGAUGGAGACAACAAAGUUUGACUAAUUUAAAAAUAAAUAAAUGUUGACCGAUGCAAAUUAGACAACAAUGUCAACACUUUUAAACACAAGAUGUUUGAUUCAGGUAAAAAGUGCAGAGACCCAAAGCUCUAGAGUUUGAAGGCACAAAUCAGGAAACUUUAAAUGCCAGAGCAUUUAAAAGAGAAAGGACAGGGGACUGUUAUGAACUGUCUGGGACAUGAAAAGACAAAAAGAUUGCUAAUGUGUCGGGAACAACUUCACCAUAUCUAUAUAGUUUAGUACUAAGUAACUUGUUGAUUAUUUGGGAAAGUAGCAGGUACAAAGUGCAGGCAUCCAAAAGGCAACAUUCUGAUAGACCUGUAGUUUCCUCUUGAUUUAGAUGUCUCAGUUAGUCAAGAAAGAGUAGGGCUGGGCGACAAAACGCUAACGAUCUACAGUACAGGCCAAAAGUUUGGACACACCUUCUCAUUCAAUGCAUUUUCUUUGUUUUCAUUACUAUUUAAAUUGUAGAUUCUCAAAACUAUGAAUGAACACAUGUGGAAUCAUGUGCUUAAGAAAAAAGUGUGAAAUAACUGAAAACAUGUUUUAGAUUUUAGAUUUCUCAAAGUAGCCACUCUUUGCUUUUUUGAUAGCGCUGCAAACUUUCGCUGUUCUCUCAAUGAGCUUCAUGAGGUAGUCACCUGAAAUGGUUUUUACUUCACAGGAGUGCCUGAAGUAACCCUGACAAGGUACUUCUGUCAUCAAGAGCAAAGAGUGGCUAUUUUAAAGAAACUAGAAUAUAAAACAUGUUUUCGGUUAUUUCACAGAAUUAAAAUUCUGUUAUUUCACACUUUUUUUAUAAGUAAAAAAUUCUACAUGUGUUCAUUCAUAGUUUUGAUGCCUUCAGUGACAAUCUACAAUGUAAAUAGUCAUAUAAAAAAAAAGAAAAGACAUUGAAUGAGAAAGUGUGUCCAAACUUUUGGCCUGUACUGUAUAUCAAAAAUUAAUUUCCCGCAAUAUCAAUAUAAAACAUGGCCAAUAUGCUUUUCAAUAGUCAUUCUGACAUGUUUUGGUAGACUCAGCCUAUGAGAAGGGGAGUUACUUUGGGUCCGCUUCGCAGUGAACCAAUCAUGUGCUGAAUCAGAACCAAGUAGCAAACAACUGCGUAGUAGCAGGGUGCAACCGUAGCACUUUUAGCACAUGAAGCCGACAGCACAGUCGGUGAGAAAAAAGAAAGAGUGCUGCCCCCAGCAGAAAUGCAGAUGAAAGCUCAACAGAUGACAACAUCGUCGACAACACCAGUACAAAUUAUGUCGAGUACAUGUUCUCGCAAAGUCAGGGAAUACCUCAAAUCUCACCACCUCACCACUUGAAGCAGUGCCACGCAGCAGAGCACGCGCAAUUCAAAAGGUUACAAACCCCGAGCAGAGCAAGGAGCCCAUGGCACCUGUGCAGCCGAAGCAGCCGACCAUUCAGCCCCCUUCUCGCCUUACAGCAAAACGUCUAAGAGACACAAAGGCCUCACACAUGCUACCAAUAAGCACUGUUAAACUUCAUUUUUUAUAUCGUGAUAUAUAUCGAUAUCGACUGACAUGAAAAAAUAUAUUGUGAUAAACUUUUCCCAUAUUGCCCAGCCCUAGUCAAGAGGGAUCACAAACAAACACAUAUCAGGUCGAUUUCCUCUCUCUGUCUGUAGGAGUUGGAAAUGCAGGCUCGUCUGCACGGUCUCCCCAGCAAUUCCCCCUCUGGCCUGAACCCCACCGACCUGAUGGCUGCUUACAUAAAACAAGAGACCAGCCCAGAGGAGAACCUCUCCCACCAACAAGCCCACCACCAGCCCCAGCACUUAACCCAGAACCAGGUUCAGUCCCAUGCCCAGCAGCAGCAGCAGCAGCAGCAGCAGCACCACUUCCUCCCACAGACCCAUCUUCACCACCAGGGCCAGGCUCAGCCCCGGCAGCUGCCGCCACUCCCCCAACACCUCCAGCCUCAGUUACCCAUCCAGUACCCUUCUGUGGGCAGCUCCCAGCCCUUUGACUUUGCCCAGUCGCUGGACUUGUGCGAUGGGAUCCCCAGCUUCUCAGACGGCAUGUCGGGGCUCGGUGACCUGGGUGGGCUGGACGUCCAGGGGAGGAGAGGCGAGUUGGGCUUCAUGAUGAUGGAUGAGCCCCUGUCCCCCAUGGGAGGAGACCCACUGCUCUCUGCAAUGUCCCCCGAGGCGUCGGUGGACUCCAGCCGCAGAUCCAGCUUCAGCAUAGAAGAUGGAGACAUACUGUAGACACACACACACAUUCACUCACUCGCUCACAUGCGCAGGGGUUUUAAAAAGGUUAUUGUAAAAACAGGAACAGCAGCACAUUUACAGCCCAGCCAACAAUGAGGAAUCAGCCACCAGACAGGACACUCAUUUUUGUGCAAUUACUUAAAGGAAUAGAGGGUACACAGCACCCACACAGUGAGAGUACUCCGUGUUGUACGAACCAUCACACACAUACUCGCACGCACACACACAACACACAAGUGCAUAUGAGAUAAACUUGACACAUUGCCCAACGGACAGAGCAUUUACAAGGGCUGAACUCACACUGCCAGGUCAGGAGUUAUAGCGUACACUUGGCCUCGUUUCCAUAAAGGUGCCUCUGAAACAAAAUUGAACAAGGGACAAAACCAGCAGUUAAUUAGAUUGAAGUUAUCAGAUACAAGGACAAACUGAAUGCAUUGUCUCACCGGAUAGAGGACAAGUUAUUUUCUCCUUACAUCAGCCUCUUUUAGCAAGCAUAAAUGAUUGAACCAAUGAUAGUGAAUAAAAUGGAAAUGGCUCCAUGGCCCUGCAUGCAUAAUUCAUCUUAAGGGGAUGCAGUCCAGUCACAUUGUUCUGUUACUCAAUCUGUUAUUCCACAGUUUGCUUUUGCCUCCAGCGCUAGCUGUUAAACAAAGAUCUGUGUUAGCUGACUGAGCUGAAGUGCCCACAUUUGAGAAACAUUUGGAUGGACAGAUAAUCCAGUUUUCGUUUAAUGCAUCCACUGUAAUCCUAGCUGUACUUGUUUUCUUCUCUAAAACACACUCUCUUACACACCCUGCUCUCCCCAAAGCCCAUGUCUUUCACACUGGAUACCGUUAUGACCUUUAUCCAAAGAAGACACUGGAAAAAGUGUGUUGACUCUGGCAAGAACAGAGGAUAGUUUUCGGAAUUCUCAGGUACUGUAAUAUAAUACACAAGCAGGAUCAUUCUUUAAGCAGAAGCAGAUGUUAACCUGAACUGUGUCUGGCUCACAACCCCUAUCAAUAUGCCUUUUCAUUUUUGCAGCUGCUGCCCUUCAAAGGCAUGUUUUUAUAGAUCAGCAGUCUUGACCAGGGUUUAGACUUAAAUAUCAACUUUACUUAUGCCUGCAAAUGCUUCAGAGUUUGCCUCUACAUUUGAAAACGUUUCAUUUUUCUGCCUCUAACUGGCUCCUUAGGCCUAGCCUUGUACCAAAGGGUCAGGAGACUGUAAGUUUAAGUGACAGGGUCUAUACUUAGUCUUAGGUGACAGCAGGUGAAGUGUAAUCUUAGCUGUAAAAAGACACACACUUCGCUCACUCUUCUUCUGUUCACAUGUAGGCAUCAUUAAAUGUUUAUCUUGUACACAAAUAGGCUUUAUAGUGCUCCCAUACCUACAGCUGAAGACAUCCAGUGCAGCCUUGAGGCUAUUUUCAAAUCAGCUUGUGUCCUACUCUGAUGAGUGGAGUGAAGCUGUUAGCUGCAGAGGCUGAACUCAGGUCUGCUAUUCACCUACAGUAAAGGGAACUUGUAAUCCCAUCGGUUGCGGUCAUCAUGGUGUUGUAUGGGGUCAGGCUGAGGUAAACCACAGUGUUCCUGUUACUGUGGUAACUCAGGCUUGGCUUUGAAUUGGUAUAGUUGGUCAUUGGUACUGAUAAAGGAAGAAAAAAAACUUUGGUGGUGAUUUUUUUUUUUUUUUUGAGUAAAAAAAGUGGUUGUUUUCUUUACUAUAUAGUUUGUUGUUUUAUUAUAUCUCCCAAAGCACUGGAAACUAUAUUAUUAUUUUGACUUUGUACGUGGAAGAAAUUGUGGAAUAAGAUUUAUUUCAGAUGUUAUAUGCCACUAAGCCACUUAAAUGUUUUAUUUGUAUUUGUUGUUUUGAUUCUGUUUCAAUUUUUACUCCAAAACAACUCAUUUCUUCAGCCAUGUUCAGUCAACACACUAUCGUAAGGCUGAUUAAGCCAAAGAUGUUUUGCUAGGGAAGGAGCAGGGAGACGUUUAUGAAUUCCAAGAUAGAUCAUGUACAUUUUUGAUGCCAUUUUUAUAUGAUUGGGAUUCUAUUUUUCAUUUUGUUUUUAAUUUGGAGCCAGACAUAGAUGAAACUGAUUCUUUGAUUUGAUUGAACCCAAAUUGCUCAUUGUAUAUGAAUGUAAGUUUUACCUGCAGUUCUGGUACGACUGAAGCACAACCACACAACUUUUCCCUCUGAGACUUUGGUUUCCAUGGAGACUGAAUGAUGACUGACUUCACAAAACUCUGAGCCAUGGAGUUGUGGUUGCCACGGCAUUGUAGCACUGACUCUAUUUCUGUGUUGUGCCUUUAUUCUCCCCAUUCAGCUACAGUUUGACAGUUUGACUGUCAAUGACACUCCAAAGAGCUGCUCAGGCUUCCUCUACUCUUCCACUAGAGGGCGCUCUGCAGUGCAAACCACAAACUACAUAGGGAAAAGUGGUUCUGAUUUUACUGAGAAUAUAAAAUGUUUUACCAGAAUCCA